Molecule: messenger RNA, 984 nt
Organism: Aspergillus piperis CBS 112811
Lineage: Eukaryota; Fungi; Ascomycota; Eurotiomycetes; Eurotiales; Aspergillaceae
Product: EthD domain-containing protein
Exons: 2
Coding region: 435-848 (137 amino acids)
Molecular function (GO): oxidoreductase activity
Source: RefSeq, a predicted model, not a curated record
AAGAUUCUGGUCCCUAUUUCCUUCUCUAAGACCCGUAUACCUUACCAUCUGUAGUUAUCGCAUCUAUGUACAUUUGCCUGCACCAAUUAUCACUAUACAAUAUCCCUCCGCACACCAUGAGUUGUUAUCCCUCCGAAUGUCAGACUCGCAAUCCAGUAUAAUAUAUUCGCUCCUUUAUUCCAUCUAAGCCCUACAAAGAAAACAAAGACAUCUACCCUAAUAACCCCGCCAUGAGCACUACUUCGUCCAUUUUAAUCCAAGAAACAGCACUUAGCAUGCACCAACUUCCGAUAUAAUCCAUGCCUGACAACCCCACCUCCAAUGCAGCUCAUGUACCCAAGCUCAAGCACAAACUAUACCCUUCAACUCCACGCCAAACCCACUUGAUCACAUUUCCAUUCCCUCCUCCAUAGUAACCAUCCCCCCCUUUCAGAAUGACCGUCCGCGUCUUCAUCUACGGCUACCGCAAGCCCGGUCUCUCUCUGUCCACCUUCCGAGAGCGCUACGAAGCCCACAUCGAUCUCGUGAGACGUAUCUCCGGCGAAGACUUCCCACUCUCGCACCGCCGUACCUAUAUAGCCCGCACAACCGUUGAGACCCCACCUGCUGGGGCGACGGCCCGCAACGCCACAACCCCGGCGACUAUCCUUCAGGGCCAGCAGUCGGACUUUGACUUUGAUACGACGGCGGAACUGACCUUUGCUGAUCAGCCUUCUUUCCAGGCUUUCAUGGCUAAGGUGACGGCUCCUGAGGCGGCGGCGCAGAUUGCGGAGGAUGAGGAGCGGUUUUUUGAUCGGAAGAUGUUGAGUUUUGCUAUGAUUGGGGAGGUGGUGGAGACGAGGAAGUAGGGGUUGCUUGAGUGGUAAAUAGGGCUAAGUUGUGCGUCUAAAGGGGAGGCAUAAUUUAGUAGUGGACAUGAUGUUUGCUAAUUUCUCUACUGCAUGUAUGGGCGCCUUGCCUCACUGCGUGCCUAAAACCAGAUUG